GAGGGACUGUGACGUCACGUCGAACUCCAACCCGUCAGACGGCUGAGUGAGCGAGAAAGAGAGAAAGAGAGAGAGAGAGACUGGCUUGGCUGGCUAACUGACUGAGAGAGCGCAAACGGAUUGGAGCUAAUCUGUGAUUGACACACUGCAUGAUGCGUGAAUACAAGUUAGUAGUCCUCGGCUCUGGAGGUGUCGGCAAGUCUGCACUGACUGUUCAGUUUGUUCAGGGGAUCUUUGUGGAGAAGUAUGACCCCACAAUAGAAGACUCGUAUAGAAAGCAAGUAGAGGUGGAUGGCCAGCAGUGUAUGUUGGAGAUCCUGGACACUGCAGGAACGGAACAAUUCACAGCCAUGAGGGACCUUUACAUGAAGAACGGCCAGGGCUUCGCACUAGUAUACUCCAUAACUGCACAGUCCACGUUCAAUGACCUGCAGGACUUGAGAGAACAGAUCCUGCGAGUUAAAGACACCGAUGAUGUGCCGAUGAUCCUGGUGGGGAAUAAGUGUGAUCUGGAGGAUGAGAGAGUGGUGGGAAAGGAGCAGGGACAGAACCUGGCCCGCCAGUGGAACAGCUGUGCCUUCCUCGAGUCCUCCGCAAAGUCCAAGAUUAACGUCAAUGAGAUCUUCUAUGACCUGGUCCGGCAAAUCAACAGGAAAACCCCGGUACCUGGGAAGGCACGCAAAAAGUCCAACUGUCAGCUGCUCUAAUACACAGCUGUUCUGUUGCUCUGAGCCAGGUCUGAUUUGCUGCUGUGUCUGUCAGCAGUGCCAGCAUUCCGACGUUACUAAAACCUAACAUCGAAUGGACUUUCCUGUGUGGUGAUGCCCCUUUAAAAACAAACAAAAAAAUCAACAAAAAAAAAAAACAACCGACAGAUUCAAGGCUACAGUAUAAUAUUUUUUGCACAUAGAUAACCAUCAACACUUUCCAGAGUUGCAAGAAAGAUUUUUACUUAUAAAUAUAUAAAUAUAUAUUCUAACUGUAUGCAACUAAAAUAGACCAAUAAUUGUGUGGAUACAUGAAUAAAGUCCUAAAAGAAUUUUAAAAAUGCAGAGCCUACACACAGUGUUAUUGCUAACGGAGUCAGCCACCGUUGGAAAAGUAAGGAGCGUGUGUUGAACCUGACUGUGCACGUUGCCAUGGCAAUUACAAUGAUGCGAUAUUUAUAAGCACCACUAUUUUAGCCAGAGAUGAGAGGAAGUCCAAAGACACCUAUAUAGUCCAUUUCGUACAGCUAACUUUGCUCCUUGAUUUCUGUGCAUUUCUUUCUGUAGAUUUUGUCUUUUUGUAACAUUUUUUUUGUUUUGUUUUGGUUUUUUCAUCCUAAUUUUCCUCCUUCCUGCAUUUUCUCUUUUUAAAAGUUUUUGCUCUGCCAAAAUGGUAUAUCACAUGAACUAUUGAUGAGUUUUAUCUUUAGGAAAAACCUGUGGAUACAUGUAUGUGUAAAAAUUAAAAAAUAUAAUGAUUUCUGUCACUA
Molecule: messenger RNA, 1477 nt
Organism: Ictalurus furcatus (blue catfish)
Lineage: Eukaryota; Metazoa; Chordata; Actinopteri; Siluriformes; Ictaluridae
Gene: rap1b
Product: RAP1B, member of RAS oncogene family
Exons: 8
Coding region: 150-707 (185 amino acids)
Biological process (GO): Rap protein signal transduction; negative regulation of synaptic vesicle exocytosis; cellular response to cAMP
Cellular component (GO): plasma membrane
Molecular function (GO): GDP binding; GTP binding; GTPase activity
Source: RefSeq, a predicted model, not a curated record